AUGACACAACGCAACGAAAGUAGGAGAGGAGGUCGCGGUGGCAAUCGAUUCGGUGGAAAUCGCCAGACAAGUGGCAAUUCACAGAAUGCAAAAAAGAAAGAAAAACGAUCGCCCAAGUAUCAUCCAAGCGACCCAGAUUUUCCUUAUGCCGAUGUAACACGGAGCCUCAUCGAACGAAUUGGAAUGGAGGGAUUGGAGUAUCCUCAGAUUAUGAUAUCUUCCAUCAAAGAAUUGAAUGAGCCAGACUGGGAUGGUUUGAAACCCACAUUGGAUUUAACUGGCCAAGAAGACAAAAUUGAGAGAGAGGCAAAGAAGGAAGAAUUGAAAACGGAGAGUGUCGAAUAUCAUCAACAAAAGCAAUACUGGAGCAAAGGGAAGUGGCAUGUGCAUUCGCUGAUUAUGGAGUCAUUUGUUACCAGUAAAAUGAAGGACAAGAUUCUAUAG
Cylindrotheca closterium is the source of this 444-nucleotide messenger RNA. Lineage: Eukaryota; Bacillariophyta; Bacillariophyceae; Bacillariales; Bacillariaceae. The record is from the annotation of a GenBank genome assembly.